AUGCACGACCCCAAGGCUGUUUCAACACUAUCCCCAGCGCGCUCGCGCCGCACCACGGUCCUUGUGAAAACGCUUGACGCCCAACUGCAAUCUCUCACCGGCGACUAUAGCACCCUCGUCAAACUCAACGUCGCGCAGAAGACCACGAUCAUCAAUUGGCGCGCGGAAGCUCGUGCGUUGCGAGCCCAGCUUAUUAGGGAGCAAGUGAAGCAUGCGGCGGUGCAGAAGACGCAGGCGAGGUUGGAGGGGAGGAUCGAGGAACUAGAGUCGCUUGUCAAGAGUCAAGAGGAUGCUUUUGCUGAAGAGGAUACAUCUGAAGAUGAAGAUAAUGAUCUUGCUUACCUCCAUCGCGCAUCACGGAGCACAUACAUCUUCGGCUCAUGUAAAUCACGUCGAGUAGGUCAACUUAUGCGCACCCAACGCGCACAACGCGCCCAGAUAGCCGACCGCGACGACGAGAUCAUGCGGCUCACGCUCCACCGUAGCGCGCUCAACGCUGAGCUUACGACAGUCACCGCGGGCCUCCAAGCGCUGCAAAAGGUCGCCAUGAAGCAGAACGACCAGUUGAGAGGACAGAGCACGGGGAUUGAGCAAGCGGAGGAGGAACUGGAGCUGUUGAAGCUUUCGGCGGAGGUUUGGAGGUUAGAUGCUGAGUAUUGGAAGGCGGAGGCAAUGAAGGCGCGCGGGAUAACGAGGGCGAUGGAGCAGACUGUUUCUUGUGCUGAGCAAGACGAUAUGGAUGCCAGCGCGGAGCCAGCGACUCGUGUCGUCUUAUAA
Messenger RNA from Peniophora sp. CBMAI 1063, 777 nucleotides. Lineage: Eukaryota; Fungi; Basidiomycota; Agaricomycetes; Russulales; Peniophoraceae. The record is from the annotation of a GenBank genome assembly.